AUGCGUCCCGCGUCUUUGUUUCUAUUUGUGGCAAUUUCUUUUGUUCAAGAAGGCUCAGCAGAACACCUCAAUAUCUUUGCCUCUUUCUGCGCUAUUUUUGCAGAAAGUCACAGUGAGCCUGAUUACGUGACUAAUUUGAAGAAAUACUUCAAUGAUGGAUACAACACAGGGACCUACUCCAAAAAAAUCUCUUCAAAAGAAGAGCUAGAAAACGAAGCCAAGAAAGUAUUUCGUGAAUUUCUAACAGCCCUGAAGUAUAAGGAUACUGAGCGGUUCCUCAAGGAGUGGAAGACGACAUUUACAAGUGAUGGGCCGUUUGCAUCUCAACAGGAUCUCAAUAAUCUGGAGAGGGCAAUAACUGAUCCUGAUGAUUUUAUGACGAGCUUGUAUAUUGGCGACCUUCUAACAAAUCGAGAUGACGCUGAUGAAGCUACAGAGGCUUACAAAGAAGCAUUUGUGUCAAAAGACAAUGAAAGGGUUGCGUUGUUCUACCUGGGAGAUGAUGACAUCAUGCACGGAGUGUUGGCAGCUGGAGUCAGAUCAAACAUGGAUGCAGGCUUUUUGGUUUUUCUCAUCGAUUGAAAUUAAAAAUAUCCAUAUGAUAUUUGGAGAAAUCAACCCAAAUGGAUGGUUUCCCCAUUUUGAAUGACUUAUGUAGCGCGUAUCAGGAAACUACUUGCUAGGAAAUAACAGGACAUUCUGGAAAGAUGCAGAUUUCAUCUUAAUACAAACUUGAGAUUCAUGUUUUAACCUUCCUUUAAUAUAUUGCUGUCUAUGGUUCUCAUCAAGUCGUGUGUGUUCGAUAUCUGUAGGAAGGGAUGGCGAUGUUCUUGUUUCGUUUCCCUAGAAACGAAACGCAUCCAGGGUAAACUAUUUAUUAGGUGGGUUCGUGGCCAAUCGAAAGGAAGUUUGUAAUUGAGAAUGAAAACAACUAAGACGGAGCUUGAACAACAAGCUGUGGACAGCAGCUUCCCCGUCUCAGUGAAACAACAUUUGUGAAGACCAACUGGACCCUCGAAAAAAUAAUGCAUUUAAGACGUUUUCUACUCUCCACCAUAUUAAGUAGAAAGCCUACAUUCACAACAACGUCUUAACUAUGUUUAAAUACCCUCCUUUAUAUCAAAGUUCCACACACCAAAAUAGGUAAGCAAAAUGGAAAUGAAUUGUAGAGCCGGCAUAGGCCACUUUCAUAAAUGGCUGCCGGAUUAAUAUUCUUUUGUUUGAAUUUAAAUUAGUCCUACUGGCC
Stylophora pistillata is the source of this 1246-nucleotide messenger RNA. RefSeq lists its product as uncharacterized. Lineage: Eukaryota; Metazoa; Cnidaria; Anthozoa; Scleractinia; Pocilloporidae. The record is from RefSeq and is a predicted model, not a curated record.